Messenger RNA from Rasamsonia emersonii CBS 393.64, 408 nucleotides. RefSeq lists its product as uncharacterized. The transcript has a single exon. The annotation marks the transcript as partial. NCBI's taxonomy places the organism in Eukaryota, Fungi, Ascomycota, Eurotiomycetes, Eurotiales, Trichocomaceae. The record is from RefSeq and is a predicted model, not a curated record.
GGUUGCUGGCGAGCGGUUUGCUGGUGCUGCUGCUGCGGCUGCGCGGGACGUCGCCGGGCGAGCUGGAGCGCGGGCUGUCGUCUCGAUGCAGCCAUCGUGCCAGUCCCAAUCGCUGCCACAUGCUCAGUUUCGGCGGAGGCGACGGGGGAGCCUUCUCAGGCUCGGGGAACAAACCGAAGAAGGAGCGCGACGGGCUGCCGGACGAGCUGGCGACGGAGAUGGCCAUGUGUCACUGUCCCGGAGGAGGAGAUCGGGCUGAAACGCGUCGACAGGCGCGAGAAGGGGACCUGGACAGCCGGCGAGACGGAGGAGAGACGUCCAUAUGAGAGCUGGCAGGCCGUCGGAGAGCCGCUCGCCGAAGGGUCACCCCUUGGCCCCAACCAGGACACCGCAGAGGCGCGAAGGGGG